AUGGCUUCGGAUGGGAAUGAAUGGGAAUUGAGCAAAGAAAAUGUGCAGCCUCUGAGGCAGGGACGAAUAAUGACUACUUUGCAAGGAGUUUUGGCUCAGCAAGAUGUUUCUGCUCACACAGUUAUUCAGCAGCAAAAGAGGGCAUUUGAAUCUGAAAUUCGCUUUUACUGUGGAGAUGAUCCAUUGGACAUCUGGGACAGGUACAUCAAAUGGACAGAACAGACCUUUCCUCAAGGAGGUAAAGAGGGCAAUCUUUCUGCUGUUUUGGAGAGAGCUAUUCAAGCUUUGAAUGAACAGCAGAGAUACUACCAAGAUCCCCGUUAUCUUAGCCUCUGGCUUAAAUUUGGGAACUGUUGCAGUGAACCUUUGGAUCUUUAUAGCUAUCUACAUAGCCAGGCGAUAGGCACUUCACUAGCACAACUUUACAUUACUUGGGCGGAAGAACUGGAGGCAAGAGAGAAUUACAAGAAAGCUGAUGUGAUAUUCCAGGAAGGGAUCCUUCAUAAAGCAGAGCCUUUGGAUAAAUUAUUGUCCCACCAUAGGGAAUUCCAAGCCCGUGUGUCUCGACAGGUUUUGGAAGAGCUAGGAAAUGAUUGUGAUGUAGAGGAGCAGUUGGACAGUACUGUUUCUGAACCACAGAGAACCACACUGGCAGAACUGAAGGGGAGAGGAAAGAGAAUCAUAAAAGCCCCAAUUAGCCGUGUAGGAAAUGCUGUAAGAGUCCCAAGCCAAGGACAGAGUUUCCAAAACCCACCUUCUCAGCAAGCAUCAGUUCGUCCCACCUUUUCUGUGUUUGAUGAAAACAAAGUUGCAGAUUCUACACCUGAUUUUCCAGUACUUACACCACAGCCUUGGGUUGCUCCUCCACCCACAAAAUCAAAGGAGAAUGAAUUGAAAGCAGGUCCUUGGACCACAGGCAGGCGUCCUCGAUCCAAUAUGGAUUCCAGUGUUGUGGCUUCUGCUGCAACCCCCAGCUUUACUCCAUAUGUUGAAGAGACUGCACAGCAGCAGGCCAUGACUCCUCACAAAAUAGAGUCCAGCAUUAACUCUGUAUUAAGUGCCCGAAAACCUGGAAAAGAGGAGGAUCCACUACAUCGUGUGCAAAGCCAUCAUCAAGAUGGUCAGGAAAAGAAAGAACAGCCCAUGUAUUGUAAAGAGAGAGUCUAUGCUGGAGUAGAGGAGUUCUCCUUCGAAGAGAUUAGAGUUGAAAUCUACAGAAAAAAGAGAAGGGAAGAACUGGAGGCUUUAGCGCAAAAAAAAGCUGAGUUGCAGAGAAAGAUUGAAGAAAUGGAAAAAGUAGUGAGAGAGCAGCAAGAAAAUAAGCAGAAAUCAGGCACUCAGCAACAAGUAGAACAAGAGGCUGCAGCCGUAUUUUCUGCCAUAUCAAAGGAUUUGAAAUUUUCCCCAACUGAACAGCAACAUGUUUUAGAUACUGAAGCAGUUGUUGAAGGAUUUCUUCCAGAGUGUUUUUCUAUAAAAAGCAAUUUUGACUUGGCUGAAAGUAAUCAGUGCAAGAAUUCAAACUCAAAUGAAGCUGAGAUUUGUCCAGUUGCGACUUCUAUGCCUUUCUCUAUUUUUGAUGAGUCAUCUGCUAUAGAAAAUAAGACUCCCAGUUUUUCACUUGGCCUUUCACUGGCAAAUGGUAGUCAUCCCCUCGCAGCCCGCAAACUUUCAGAAAGUGUCACUGCUAAGGAAAACGUAGCUCCUGCAAAUUUGGACAAAUUUCAAGGAAUUGAAACCUUGAGUGAAGAUGCAAUUGUCACAGGCUUAUAUCAGAACAAAACUCUUUUCCCUAAUCCUGAAGAUACAUGUGAUUUUGUUAGGGCUGCCCAUCUAGUAUCAACACCUUUCCAUGAAAUAACAGAACAGAGGAAUCAUCUGGGUGACAAACUAGAGCAAGAAUGUCUGGAGUCUAAGACUACACUUCUGAAUCAACAAACAGUUGUUUGUGAAGGACAGUAUGAGGAGUCCAUCUAUGUGAAAAAACUGAGUCCAAUUUUGGAGGCAAGUGUGGAAGAUACCAGAUCUUCGGCAUCAUCAAGUUCCCCAAUACAAAUCUCUACUGUUAAAUUGGAACAAAUUCCGGAGAAAUUGGAAUUGAUUGAUACUACUGAUGAAAUCACCAAUGAUGUUGAAAACGCCUCUGAUGACUCUUCUGAGGGUUUGCAGAAUGCUGAACAACGCAAACAGUUGUUGCAACCUCUUCCAGAUUUCUUGACCGAGGCAUUUGGCUUUGAACAGGAGGAUCAAAUUAUGCCUUGGAUAGAAUUGGAAAAAGAAGUUAAUUUAGGAAAUGCUAUUUAUCAUGUUACUCAUGAGUAUUUGAUAAGUGAACAAGACAAGAUAUUCUCUGCUGUAUCAGCUAAUGUAACAGAUAAGGAUUCAGCAUUUUUAAUAAAGGUGCAUUCUGAGCCUGUGCCAUGGGACUUCUACAUAUUAUUGGUACUUCAAGAGCGCUUAGGCGCUGAAUUUGACCAGAAUUUUAGUCUCUGCACUUGUUUCUUAUACCACAAUGGCUGUGUGACUCUCCAUGAGAUAGUACGCUCUCUCACUGUUCAGGAUAUGAUCCAGCAUGAUAAAGUUAUCCCUCGGGAAGUGAUACUGUUGAUAGUUUACAACCUCUUGGAAGUGGUAGAAAAAAUGCAUAAAGCAGAAAUAAUCCACGGGAAUCUGAAUCCGGAAACAUUGUUCUUGGGAGACAGUAUGUACAAUUCAUUUGCCAUGGAGAACAAUAACAAAAUUCUGAAGAUAGUAGAUUUCUCUCACAGCCUAGAUUUACGACGACAGCCAACUGAGAAUUCACUAAAAAGCUUCCCAAUAACUCAGACCCAGAUUGGACAGCAAAUCUUUAAUGAAAACACCUCAGUACAUCAGGUGGACAUGCUUGGCAUUGGAAACAUUGCCCAUUUGAUUUUGUUUGGGGAAUACCUGCAAGUUCAUUGGGAAGAAGACAGAUGGAAAACUAAUAGAGAUCUAUCUCAGUCCACCGAUGGUGAUUUGUGGAAUACAUUCUUUGACAAAAUUCUGAAUGCAAAUGGGAAAUCAACUGUGCUGCUUCUGCAAGAUCUCAGAGAGGAACUGAGCUUUGAACUAUCCUUUGAUAGUUCUUUCCCCAAACACCUUUGUGAUUUCAUACAAAGCUGGAAGCCUUUCCUCAUAUUGGAGACCUGA
This is a messenger RNA of Thamnophis sirtalis, 3171 nucleotides long. It is a transcript of the gene BUB1B, whose product is annotated as BUB1 mitotic checkpoint serine/threonine kinase B. Gene Ontology annotation, biological process: mitotic spindle assembly checkpoint signaling; meiotic sister chromatid cohesion, centromeric; protein phosphorylation. Gene Ontology annotation, molecular function: ATP binding; protein kinase activity. The record is from RefSeq and is a predicted model, not a curated record. Gene Ontology annotation, cellular component: nucleus. NCBI's taxonomy places the organism in Eukaryota, Metazoa, Chordata, Lepidosauria, Squamata, Natricidae.